Messenger RNA from Zootermopsis nevadensis, 3257 nucleotides. RefSeq names its product 5' nucleotidase B (gene Nt5b). The record is from RefSeq and is a predicted model, not a curated record. Gene Ontology annotation, molecular function: 5'-nucleotidase activity. NCBI's taxonomy places the organism in Eukaryota, Metazoa, Arthropoda, Insecta, Blattodea, Termopsidae.
GAACCUUAGUUGUUCGUGCAUCAGCAGAGUGACAGCACGUGAUGCCGGAGUUGGGUGCCACUGACUCGGACAAGAAGAAGGGACGUAGGACUGUAGGCCGCCCCAGGAUGCUGCGGUUCGCCGUUGAAGAGCCGCUGUCGCCGCGCACCCUGGGCGUUCCGUCCCGUUUUGGCUCGCAGUACCCUCCCGUUCCUUUGACGCGAAAUGAUCGAUCAGAGAAUGACCUGGACUGUUUCGCCGAAGGAGUGACUUCGGUGGAGCACAGCUGGAUUGACGGGCGGGAGUUACCUCACAGAAUUUUUGUCAAUCGGAGUCUGCAUCUGGAAAACAUAAAGUUCUAUGGCUUCGAUAUGGAUUAUACGUUAGCGGAGUACAAGUCCCCGCAGUACGAGAGGCUGGGCUUCAACCUGGUGAAGGAGCGACUGGUGUCCUUGGGUUACCCACAAGAAAUCCUUGAGUUUGAAUAUGAUCCAUCGUUCCCUGUGAGAGGUCUGUGGUUUGAUUCUCUGUAUGGAAAUUUGCUCAAAGUUGAUGCGUACGGUAAUAUUCUUGUUUGUGUCCAUGGAUUUGAGUUCCUGAAACAUUCACAAGUGUAUGAAUUGUACCCAAACAAGUUCCAGCAGUUGGACGAAUCGCGAGUGUACGUUCUCAACACCUUGUUUAAUUUGCCCGAGACUUAUCUUCUGGCAUGUCUCAUAGAUUUCUUCACAAACUCACCGCAGUACAGCAGGGAUAAAACUGGAGUGAGGGGCGGGGAAUUGUUCAUGUCCUUCAAGUCCAUCUUGCAGGAUGUUCGUAAUGCAGUGGACUGGGUGCACAUCCAGGGAGAUCUAAAAUCUCGAACAAUAAAGAACUUGGACGAAUAUGUGAAGAAAGAUGAAAGGUUGCCUAUGUUUCUGACAAGAAUCAGAGAGAGUGGAGCUAAGGUGUUUCUCCUUACCAACAGCGAUUACUGCUUCACUGACAAAAUAAUGACAUACUUAUUUGACUUCCUUCAUGGUGCCAGGGCAGAUGAACCUCAUCGUGACUGGAAAACGUACUUCGACACAAUUGUCGUAGAUGCCCGAAAGCCCCUGUUCUUUGGUGAGGGGACAAUCCUUCGUCAAGUGAAUACAAGCACGGGAGCACUCAAAAUCGGUACUCACAUGGGCCCACUGCAGAAGGGACAAGUGUAUUCUGGUGGUUCGUGUGAUGUUUUCACUCAGCUCAUCGGUGCAAAGGGGAAAGAUGUGUUAUAUAUUGGAGACCACAUCUUUGGCGACAUUCUGAAAUCAAAGAAAAUUUGCGGAUGGCGCACAUUUCUGAUUGUACCAGAGCUAGUGCAGGAACUCCACGUCUGGACGGACAAGUGUCAACUGUUUGCCGAACUGCAGGAUCUUGACAUUAUGCUAGGGGAGAUGUACAAAAACUUGGACAGUAGUACAAAGGAGAAGCCAGACAUCUCAAAGCUGAGAAAUGCAAUUCGGGAUGUGACCCACAAGAUGGAUCUGGCAUAUGGAAUGAUGGGAAGUUUAUUUCGGAGUGGAUCUCGCCAGACAUUUUUCUCAUCUCAGGUGGUGCGGUAUGCCGACUUGUAUGCGGCCACCUUCCACAACCUCAUUUACUAUCCGUUCAGUUACAUGUUCCGUGCCCCUGCCAUGUUGAUGCCACAUGAAUCAACAGUGGCUCACGAGCAGAGGUUUGUGAUGGAAAGUCCUAUGAUAUCACGAACGCGCACUUUCACAGUCAUUGACGAUGAGAAUUCAUCGGAAAAUAAUGUUAAUCAUCACCAUUUACUGGAACGGUCCCAUAGCCAAGUACCACACACACGACCGGAGACACCACGGUGCGUGACCCACAAUCAUGACGAGGAUUAUUCGGAUGAAGAGACGGACAGCAAGUCCUCAGAGGAGAAGGCUGGAUGAAUAAGCAGGAUAUAGUCUGGAGAUAAUUUCAAGUGAAUAUUUUUGUCUUUGAGGCGAAGCUGAACAGUCACAGCAAGUCAUUUGGGAACAAACCUCAACUGUUAACAUUUAACACUGAUCAACAAAAGAAGAUGGAUGGAAGAAAGAAAUUGGGAGAAAGCUGAAGGAAAAAGUAAGAACCAUAUUUGAUAUACCAAGUUGAAAUGGAUAAUGUGAUGAGAACUCAACAAGUACUGUAAUUGAAUUUGUACUUAGAUUAUGGGGAUGGGGAUGUGCUGGAGAAAAUGUGUCCAUUGAAAUUGAAAUUUUAUUAACGGGUUUUAUAUAUGUGAACAGUGUGGUGCAUUAGCACUUAAAACUGAAAUAGGGUGGACCGUUCAUGUUUGCUGUUAAUCUCGUCCAAUUUUUCACUCCUAAAUCCCAAAAAUGAGGUGGAAGGAGAGGAGAACAAUAAAAAGGAGUACAGAAAAUGGAAGAGAGUACCUCAGCAGGGUUGGCAAGUGAAAUUAUUAGAGUCUGGUUUGUCUGCAGCAGUUUUUAAAGCUCAGUGCUCAUUGACUUCGAAAGUCUGAGAAAAACUGGUUAGAAUACACACGACUUACUUAUUUCUUUUAAGGAGGUUUGUUUUGCCGUGGUAAUACACCAUAUAGUCAUUUAUGAGCCGUUUAUGAAGAUCAUACACUGAAAGAGAUGAAAGUGCAGCUUUCAGUGUUCUUCGCUGGGUUGAAGUGUGACUCUCACUGGCAGCUGAUCUCUUUAACAUUUUGCCUGUUGAGUAAAUCAUAUAAUAUAAAAAUAUAUAUAUAUUCACAGUAUGGUUUUCAUGAUAUUCCCUCCCUGCCGUGAGGCAGUUGCUGGGAUGGCUGCUUAAAACAGGUUACGGUUGCUUCCGUAUUCUUCCUCAAACAGCAUUGUUAAAUAAACAAAUACAGUUUGCAGUCCAUUCAUAAUGGAUGGCAAUCAACACUUAAUGGGCAAUUUUGUAAUACUGUAAAAAUCUGAAUAGUGACCAGUACUACAAUUUAAACUCCUGCGUGAAACCGUGUUUACAGCCCCAUAAUGUAAUACUUAUGAUAUAAGUCCACGAAGUAGAAUCCUCCUUCAGAAGCUAAUAGUUAAUCAAUUAGAGAGACUAAAGAAAACUAUUAUACUUCCUGUGUUACCAUUUAAGCUAAUCUGUUUGGUCUUACAUGCCUUCAUGGUUUGCUGCUUAGGCAGAGAUACAGCUUCAUCUGUAUUUGUUACGUAAUGCUCUGAUUUAAUUUGCCAGUCUCGUGUCUGGCUUCUGUUCAGGGACAAGUGCUUUGAGGAUUUCCUUAAUUUAAUGGAUAAUAAAAAUAUAUGUGAAAUCUA